UACUGAAUCUGAGGUAUCUCACGUGACGUCGUCGACCAUUGAGUAUCAUUUUCCACACGUUCUUAUUUCUUUGGGUGGACUGAUUUCGCUUGUCAGUUUCUUAGGGUGUUAUGGCGCAGCAAAUCAAAAGAUUACUUUCUUGAAGGUUUACGUAAUAUCAUUAUUCAUAUGCAUAAUCUUUCAAAUCGUUAUUGGUAGUAUCGCCUUCGCAUAUCAUCAAGAUGUUGAUUCAAUCCUUGACAAGUCAUGGUCAAAAGCAUUCCAGGAUGAUAAACAACUUAUACUUGAUGUAGAAAAUUAUUUCCAUUGUUGCGGAUUUAAUAGCCUUUCUGAUCGCGUCGUACUUCCGUGUACAUAUUAUACGCCAUGUUAUGAAUCAAUGAAAUUUUCUUUAACAUAUAGUUUACAAACGAUUGGAAUUGUAGGAGUAGUUUUAGGAUUAUUAGAACUUAUCUGCCUGCUAUUAGCUGUCGUAUUAAUCAUCCAUACCAUUCACAUUCAUCGUCAAGAACCGGAUGAACGACAAGCUUUGUUGGCAGAAACACGACGACUUGAUGAUGCUAUUCGUAAAACUUAUGAACGUCGCUGUCGAUAUCACUAA
Funneliformis caledonium is the source of this 601-nucleotide messenger RNA. The record is from the annotation of a GenBank genome assembly. Lineage: Eukaryota; Fungi; Glomeromycota; Glomeromycetes; Glomerales; Glomeraceae.